ACCUCAGUCGUGGAGUCGCUGAGUGGGCUCAAGAUGAAGCUGAAGCGACAGCGGGUGUCUUCAGUGCUGCCUGAGCACCACGAGGUGUUCAACAGGAUGCUCGAGGAUCCCGUCGUCAAGAAAUUCCUCGCAAGGGACAAAAACCUGGAAGUAUCUGACAAGUAUCUCCUGUCCAUGGUGAUAGCUUAUGUUAGCCGGGCCAGGCUCUUCUCCUGGGAAUUCCAGAGAAUCCAUUUCUUCAUAGCUCUCUAUGUGGCCAGCGACAUGGAAGAGGACAACCAGGCCCCCAAGCAGGCCAUCGUUUCGUUCCUCUAUGGAGAGAACCGCUCCCAGCAUGCCUUGUUCCACAAACUGCAUUUGCGGUUCAUCCGUUCCAUGGGCUGGAAGAGGAGGGUCACUCGGGAAGAGUGCGAGUAGAUCCAGGCUUUUGAUCCAGAGCUCUGGGUGUGGGGAAGAGAUCGCGCCCUCUUGCCCCAGAGGCCCCAGGACCACGCAGGCCUGAGGUCAUCGGCCUGUGCAAAGGUAGGUCUGCAUGCACAAAGGUGCGGGUGGAAUGACGUGUUGUCUACUGAGGAAAUCGGAGGAAUCCCACUGCUGGACCCACAUCACCUCUCACGCUGUGAAGGGGGCCAGCCGGGCACACAGCCACAUGCGGACUCAGCGCCAGCCACGGACUGA
This is a messenger RNA of Mesoplodon densirostris (Blainville's beaked whale), 678 nucleotides long. RefSeq names its product speedy protein E4-like. The transcript is spliced from 5 exons. Gene Ontology annotation, biological process: positive regulation of cyclin-dependent protein serine/threonine kinase activity. The record is from RefSeq and is a predicted model, not a curated record. Gene Ontology annotation, molecular function: protein kinase binding. NCBI's taxonomy places the organism in Eukaryota, Metazoa, Chordata, Mammalia, Artiodactyla, Ziphiidae.